CUUUCACAGCUAAAAGAAGUAUCGAAAUCCUAACGGACGUUGGAGGGUUAUAUUUACCCAAAACUUAAUUUCAAAUGGGCCCCGUCGCCUAGCGUUUACUCCCCCAGCCUCGCCGACUGAGUUGAAUUGGGUGCUUCUGAACAUCAAGCACGUCCGAAAGGUUUCCAUCAAGCACAGUGAACAGCAACCAAAGACCUAAGAAUGGCAGCUAUUCCAGCAGGCGGUUCUCUUGUGGCAACCACUGACUACUACCGAAGGCGCAUCGGCUCUACAUCCAGCAGCAGCUCUUGUGGCAGUUCGGAGUACAGUGGAGAGGUCAUUCCUCACCACCCAGGUCUCCCCAAGCAGGAUUCUGGCCAUUGGUGGUCCAGUUUCUUCUUUGGGAAGCAGCCAGGGAUGACCCCACUGACUGAGGAGGCACAGCUGAAGGCAGGGGCUUCAGGUGUUGUGACCAACGGUCAGAUCACCUGCGUUGCCAGGGAGAUGGUGGUGCAACGCCAGGUGAGUGAGACCAAUGAUGCAGGAAGCCCCACCUCUUCCUGAUCCUGCAGUCUCACUCUGAUCUACACCACACCUUGGGGACGGCGGGGGGGGGGCAUCAAACCAAUGACCAACGCUAGGUGACGGGAUGACGUCCCGUUUAUAACCCUUUCAUUCCUUUUUUUUUAUUAUUAUUAUAAUUAUUCACUGUAGUAUAGGCUGCCUUUUGUGUUAUUGUUUUCAGUAACCUUGUGUUUUUUAUUGACAACUUAAAAAAGAAAAAAAAAAGUAACAUGACUGAUAAGCGCUCUCUCUCUUUUUUUUUAAAUUAACAUUUGUACUGUUCUUGUUCUGUUUGUAAUACUUUGGUGCAUAGAAACACUGUGGUGAAAACUUCCACAUCUGUUUGUUAAACAUUUUCCACUUUGUCACCCUGAUUGCAAAUGCAAUAAAGUAGACUCUUGCAGCCUAA
This is a messenger RNA of Solea solea (common sole), 952 nucleotides long. It is a transcript of the gene ppdpfb, whose product is annotated as pancreatic progenitor cell differentiation and proliferation factor b. Bases 202 to 543 code for a protein of 113 amino acids. The transcript is spliced from 5 exons. NCBI's taxonomy places the organism in Eukaryota, Metazoa, Chordata, Actinopteri, Pleuronectiformes, Soleidae. The record is from RefSeq and is a predicted model, not a curated record. Gene Ontology annotation, biological process: multicellular organism development; cell differentiation.